Molecule: messenger RNA, 5965 nt
Organism: Nothoprocta perdicaria
Lineage: Eukaryota; Metazoa; Chordata; Aves; Tinamiformes; Tinamidae
Gene: CDK5RAP2
Product: CDK5 regulatory subunit associated protein 2
Exons: 38
Coding region: 40-5868 (1942 amino acids)
Biological process (GO): establishment of mitotic spindle orientation; microtubule bundle formation; regulation of mitotic cell cycle spindle assembly checkpoint
Cellular component (GO): pericentriolar material; mitotic spindle pole; microtubule plus-end
Molecular function (GO): transcription cis-regulatory region binding; calmodulin binding; gamma-tubulin binding
Source: RefSeq, a predicted model, not a curated record
GCGCACAAAAGAGCCGCGGCCCCGAUCACCGGGCUCGCCAUGGACUCGCUGCCGGGCGAGGACCCCACGCUGCCCGUGGCGCUGGACGGCAGCGCCAACCCGCUGCCAGACGAUUCCCGAGGGGACCCCCAGCCUGGCCCGGCCGGCGGCGAGGUGUUACCAGAUGUGGCAGAAGAUACAGUCUCACCAACUAGAGCUCGGACCAUGAAGGACUAUGAAAAUCAAAUCACUGAUCUGAAGAAAGAGAACUUCAAUCUGAAACUUCGCAUCUAUUUUCUGGAGGAGCGCAUGCAGCAGAAGUUUGAUGGCCGCACUGAAGAAAUCUACAAAAUUAAUAUAGAGCUGAAAGUUGAGAUAGAAAGUCUGAAGCGUGAACUGCAGGAGAGAGAGAAAUUACUCAUCAAAGCCUCUAAGGCGGUUGAAAGUCUGGCCCAGGGCGGUGAUACUGAAAUACAGCGUGUCAAAGAGGAGGCACAAAAGAAGGUACAAGAAGUGGAAGAAGUCCUGACUAGCAGAAUAAACCUUCUGGAAGAGAAUCUUAAAGCUGCCCAGGAGGAGGUGGAAAAAGCCAUUGCAAAGGCAGCAAAGGAACAAGUUCUGAGAAUGGCAGCUGAGGAGAAACUUGCUUCAUUGACAAAUACACAGCCAAAGGACGUAGAUGUGAUUACAGCCGAGAAGGACAGACUUAUAGAGCAACUGAAUCUGAUCUUGAAAAAUAAAGAAGCCAUAAUUCAACACCUUGAAGAAGAAAAGGCUCAGAACGGUUCUUAUGAUGGCAGCUUACCAGCAGAAAAAAUCAGAGAACUUACCAUUGCUUUGAGACGUGAAAAAGAUGGUGAGAUAGAGAGUAUCAGAGCAGAGCUUAAAGAURAGAGAAAUUCCUUUGAGAAAAAAAUUCAGUCUCUUCAAGAAGAGCUCCGAGAGAGAGAAAAUGAGCUUGCUGUUGAAAAGAAAAAUGGUUUGAAAAGGGAUAAAACCAUUCAAGGUCUAACAGUUGCAUUGAAAGGAAAAGCAAAAGAGAAUGAAGAACUUAAUUCUGAGAUUGAAGAUUUAAAUCUUUCAUUGGCAAAGGCAAGAGAGGCAACUCACAAAGCACACAUCCAAAAAUUCAAGGGUGCUGAGGAUUAUCAAGCCCUCUUGAUGGAGAAAGAAACUCUUCUAGCAGAGCUGCGUUCAGAAAACCUCAUGAAGGAUACUGAGAACCGUAAGCUACAAAGGAGAAUUAAAAGGACGGACCAAGAGCUAAAUGACUUGAAUUUAGAAAGAGAGAAGAUGGAAAGGGAGCUGGAUGAAGCACAGCUACAGAAGAGCAGAAGUGACAAAACCAUUAAUGACCUUAGAAAUCAGCUAGAGAAAUUACAUGGUGAAAUGGCUGAGAAAGAAAAAGCAGUUGAACAUCAUUACAAUAUUCUUCUGAGUGAAAGCAAUCAGAAGUUGCAGAGCCAAGAACUAGUUAUAAAGCAGCUAACAGACAGUGUCAAUCAAAAGGAUCUAUUGCUUCAGAACCUUGAUGGAACAAUUAAAGAAAAAGAUGUAGAAUUGCAAGCCCUUAUUAAUAAGUACAAGAACCUUCUAAAAGCCAAUGAAGAACUUGAGUUGAAAAAUGAAGGCUUAAUAAAGGAAAAAUGUGUUGUACAGUCUCAGCAGUCAAUUAUCAAGAUAGUCAAAGAGCUUGAGGACAAAAAAGAAUCAGAGUAUGAAAAGUUGAUCCUUGCUUUAAGAAAGGAGCAAAAUAUUUAUUCUACUUUAGUGAAGACCUUCAAAGAAUCAGAUAGUAUAAACAGCUUGCAAACAGAACUAAACAAUAUUUCCUUGUUGCGAAAACAACUGGAAGAAGAUAUUUUAGCGAAUCGGAAUCUGCAGAAGGUCUUAGAAGAUCAAAUUAAGGAUGUUAAAACCCGRCAAGAUGAAACGCUAUCUUUUUGUGGAGAUCAAACAUCUUAUAUGAGCAUUUGUUUAGGAGAGCACGAUCAUUUGGGCCUACAGAUAGACCAGCUGUCUCUUGAAGAACUUAAGAAAAAGGUAACUGAUCUCAUUCUGAUGGUUAAGGAUCUGCAAUCAAUUAAUCAAGAGCUUAAGAAAAAACAGCUUGGACUCUGUACAGCGGAUUCUCAAGGGAAGGAAACACUAAAAAUAUUAAACUGUUGUGAGUUUCUUGAAAUAACAGAAGGGACCGUGAUGCAGACUGACGAUGGUGACAAUGACAAGAAGAUGCAGAACAGUCAAUCUUCUGAGAGGAUCAAUGAGAUAUGGCCUCAAGUAUUUGUCAAGGGACUCGAAGAUUGUCCUCAUGAUCUGGAUAAACAGAUAACUCCAUCAGGCUGUUCAGAGAGCUUCUGUGAAGAUAGACAUUAUAGGGAUCCAAAUGCGCCUCAGUUUGAACAUGAUGCAGCUGGCAAACACUUUGGCAGAAUAAGGAUGAGCGAACAUGAAACAGAAGAGAAAAACUUGCUCACAUCUCUUUUAAGAGAAAAUAGAACAUCUGUACUUGAAUCCAGGAGACAAGAGCAAAUGAAAAUUGUAAAUGAACUGUUAGAUGAUCUGAACACAACUGAGCAAGAAUGUGCAAGUGAAGAUACAGAGAAAACAGAUGAAAAAGAUCUUAGGCAAAUGAUUAUUCAACUAAGAGCUGAACUCAAACAUUUCAAGCAGGUCAAUAAAUUCUUAAAGCAGCAAGUAGAGUUGAAAACAACUUUUGAUGGGAAAGAGAAGCUUUAUCCCGAUACAGCGCCAGAGAUUAAUAAGGAUAUUGAGUUGCUGAAAGUGGAAWUGAAAGAUGCAGCUACGCAAACUUUAGAUGCUAAUGUCAUGAGAUUCAAACAUGAAGGCAAAAAUGGAGCCUCAGAAGAAAAAACAAAAUAUUCAAGAUUAAAUACAGAAAAAGAACAUCAGCAAGAAAUUGUGUAUAAGAAGGGCGAGCAGCAUGAAAGACUCAUUUUUACAAAUAGAACAAAUGAACCUGAUGCUACGUACCUGCCCAAGAAAUCCCGUCUGCCCAUCCUGUUAAAAUCAUCCAGAUCGUUAGGAAUGGGGCCUUUAACCUCCCGUACCCAGAAGUCAGAUUCACAAAUGCAGCAUCAUAUGAUGGCACUUGAUGAUGGUCAGCAAGCAUGUGGAAUCCAAAACAAACAUCUUCAACCACAAACAAAUGGCAAGUUAUUACUGAAUAAAACAAUAACUGAAAGCUGUCAAGAAGAGCCUGAACAGGAAAGUGCGUCAGUGAGAGAUGACCCAUUGACCAAACUAGGUAACAGUGAGGGCCAGAUGGAGUCACAAGAUACUGCACCUGAUACCGGUGGCAAAAACACCAUGGACAAAAACCAAGAAAACCAUCAAGAAACAGAAAAUCAUCAUAACCUAAGCAACAUGAAUAUCCAGCACUCAUUAAAAGAGAUAAAUGAAGAGUUUUAUUCCAUGGAACAUGAGGACGUUGACUCAGCCACAGCUUAUUCAGGUUCCAAGAGGCUGCUUUCUCCCAAAUUGAGUGUAACAAGUGCAGAUGCACUUGAUGACUGUGAGGUCAUAGAUGAUAUAGAAAAAAUGAAACAAAAAAUUAAGACUAUGAAGUCUGAGCUUGCAAAGUACAAAAUGUUCGUGUUUGGUUUACAGACCACUAACCAMCUUUUGUCAAGUGAUAUGUCCAAGGCAGUUUGGAGUGACACAGCCUUGCCUGUGGAAGAAYUAGUUAUGCAGUCACAAGAUACUAUUAUUGCUAUGCAAGAAACUAAGCCAUAUUCUAGUGUACAUCAGCAGAUGGAUUAUGAGAUCCAUACAGAAAACAGGAAUUCACAGCAUUCAGAAAUACCUGAUACAUGGACAACACAAAAUCUUAAGGAUGUACUAUCAGCAAAUGAGRCAGAACUCGAAAAGGAGCAAAUUGCAAAUAUGCAUCUUCUUGAUGAGGUGUGUCGUCUUCAAAACAAACUUAGAGAAGCAUCACCAUCCAGAUAUGAUUCACUGGUUCAUUCCCAAGCUCGAGAACUCUCCUUUCAACGUCAACAAAUUAAASAGAUCCGCAGUAGUUGUGUCACUUACCAUCAACAUCUGACCAGCCUCAUUAAAGCUUUUGAGGAACUGCUUCAAGCCAGUGACGUAGAUUAUUAUGUUGCUGAAGGCUUCCGUGAACAGCUAAAUCAAAGUGUACUGUUGUUUGAAAAACUAGAAAGAAAAUUCCUGCAUGGAGAGUCAAUAGGUGCUGAAGUUACUAAACUUUAUGARUUAUCUGAAAGGGGUAAGGAGAACACCACAAUGUACCAGCAACUUAAGGAUGAAUCACCUAUACCAUCUGCUUUUCAUAGCUUGUCUGACCUUGAUAUGUCGGAGAAGUCAUCUCUUGGAUCACCUGAGCACAAACCUGAGCUAGCAGAAGGACAUGGCAUACUGGCACUUCUGCCUAACAACUUCCCCCCAGAGUUAUUAAUGGAGCAUCUGCAAGAAAUUCGAAUCCUGAGACAACGUUUAGAAGACUCCAUAAAAACUAAUGAGAGACUGAGGAAGCAGCUGGAAAGACAAGUGACAGACAAGGAACUAGAUCAAGGUUCUGCAAACAUUUUUAUCCAUGGCUCAGAACAACAUAAUUCCCUGGCUUCUGAAAUUCAUUUCCUGAGGAAGCAAAAUCAAGUUCUGAAUGCAAUGCUAGCAAAAGGAUCCAGAGAUAAACAAAAGGAAAAUGAAAAGUUAAGAGAAUCCAUUUCUAAGAAGAAUGCAAUCAUUGAGCACCUUCACAAAGAUUAUGAAUGCAUCAAGAAAGAAAAUGAAAGAUUGCAGAAACUAAUUGGCAAAAAGGAGGAUGAAACCAGAUAUCUAACACGUGAGAUUUACAGCAGUCGUAAUGAAUUAAACAGGUUGCAAACAGAAGCGAAUGUAAAGCAACAUCAGCUCUCUGAGAAUGACAAAUUACUGCAGUCGCUCCGAAUUGAGCUCAAGGUCUAUGAAAAGCUGGAAGAAGCAAGGAGAAAGAAGACAGAUCCCAGACAUGAUGCAUCUGAAGAAUUUCGAAAAGAUCAAAAUAAUCCACUUGACUUACAUGAACUAUUGACUGAAAUACAGAGUUUGCGAGUACAGCUUGAAAGAAGCAUAGAGACAAACAAGACUUUACAUGAGAAAUUAGAGGAACAGCUUUCAAAAGAAAAGAGAGAAGAAGKGGGCUCCUUGUCAGCUGUGAAUAUCAACUACCUUUUCAAACAAGAAUCUCAGCAUUAUGCAGGAAUGAAUGGCACACACAUAGCAUCUAGAGAUGAUUUAGACAACACUUCACACUGCAGCAGCACCUCAUCUUCUAGUACUACGUGUACCCCUCGACUCGUGCCUGGACAUCGUAUGUGGGCAGACAAAAACGGGCGUCACGUUCUGGGCUUGAUUGAGGAUUAUAAUGCGCUGCGGAAGCAGAUUGCGGAAGGCCAGCAGGUUUUAGCAGAAAUGGAGAUUUCUUUAAGAGAGGUCGGUGGUAUGAAACUGCCAGAGCCUGGAAUCAAGGUGCCCGACCAGACCUCACCGCGGAGCUUUUCUGCAAACGUUCACACGGUACAGCAGAUUUUAGAAGAGGCUGCACGUUUAUUGAAACUUCUCUGGAGAGUCUCCCUUCCUCUGAAAGCUGCUCACAGUGCUGCCCAYGGUACUCAGGAUGAAGGAAUGAAAGCAGAAAUAUUCAGGUUGCGUAGGAAGCUAUCUGAGCAAGAGAAGAAGUUACACAGCACAGUGAAACGCUUGCACUCCACCAACCAGCUGAAGGAAAACAUGGAGAAAGUCAUCAUUGAUCAGUUGGUUUUAACCCAUGAUGUCCUGAAGAAAGCUAGAGGAAACCUGGAAGUUCAACCAGCGGAGAAUCAAAAAGCGGCUUCCUUCACCAACAAAAAAAGGAUUCUCUGAAGGAGAAAGGUCCGUUAAUAAAGACUGUUCCCCGUGCUUAUUGUUUGAUUCUUCGUGCCUUAAAUAUUUAUUGAUGUAAAAAUGUUCAUUUAGCUCU